AUGAGCUCUGCGACUCUCAUCCAGCCAUUCGGAGGCGUUCAGCUGAUGCGCGACGGCAGGGUCUUCUGGGGCCAAAUGUUCGUGAUUAAGCUCGGCUGCCCCAUGUUCUUCCACGACUUCCCUUUCGACGUUCAAGUCUGCAAGAUCGAGAUGGCGAGCUAUUUCCACAGCACCCUCGACAUGUCCUUCGCUUGGUAUGGGGACGGGAUCUCAGCCUCUCCCAACAUCCAGAAACUCCUCGGGAAUUACGAGUUCGCUUUCGUCCAAGAGAACGUCACUUCCUGCAGUACUGCCGGCUACGUGUUGGGGAAAUACCCUUGCCUUCGCUCCAAGAUGACGUUCAAGCGCCGCUACCGCAACUAUCUGCUGGGCGUGUACAUUCCUUCUUCUCUCUUCGUGGUGGUGUCGUGGGCGUCGUUCUUCUGGCCAGCGGAGGCCAUCCCCGCCCGCACCGUGCUGCUCAUCACUGCCCUGCUGACCACCAUCUCUCUGUACGCCGGCGUCCAGCAGAUGACCCCGGCGGCCAACUACACGCGGGCCAUCGACACCUGGUUCUUCGCGUGCAUCAUGGCCGUGGCGAUGGCCUUAUUCCAGUACGCAAUUAUCCUCCAAAUUCGCAAUCGGCAGAAACUUGUCGCCAGCACCAGGAUUAAACCUAUGAAUUCCUCGGACUCGACGGACGCGAGAGACUAUUGGGUGGCCAUGGAGAGGAAGGUCGAGUUGGGCGCCAAGAUACUGUACGUGCUCGCCUUCCUCUUGUUCAACCUGGUGUACUGGGUGAGGUAUCUGGUGUGAAGAAGAGAGAACGUAUAGAAUAAUACAAAAUAUGUAGGCAGAUAACAAAGGGAGGGAAAGAAAACUUGUUUGUCUUUAUCUAACUAACACGUUUUGUCAAGUAACAGCCAGUGGCUGAAAAGAAAUCAAUUUCUUUUUUUUUCAUGUUCAAACACGCUUCACUUUACUC
Penaeus monodon (black tiger shrimp) is the source of this 964-nucleotide messenger RNA. Its product is annotated as glutamate-gated chloride channel alpha-like. The record is from RefSeq and is a predicted model, not a curated record. The coding region runs from base 1 to 795 and encodes 264 amino acids. Gene Ontology annotation, molecular function: chloride channel activity; transmembrane signaling receptor activity; extracellular ligand-gated monoatomic ion channel activity. NCBI's taxonomy places the organism in Eukaryota, Metazoa, Arthropoda, Malacostraca, Decapoda, Penaeidae. Gene Ontology annotation, biological process: signal transduction; chloride transmembrane transport; nervous system process. The transcript has 7 exons. Gene Ontology annotation, cellular component: membrane; neuron projection; synapse.